AUGGACAAGUUUUCUGCGUUUGGGAAGAACAUUAGCUCGGCGUUCAAUUCCACUGUUACGCCGUCCUGGCAACGAAGUCAACAGUAUCUCAAGGAGCAGUUCGGAAAUGCCGAAGAUAAGACCGAAUUGCCGGCAGACUACCUUGAGCUCGAGAAACGAGUUGACGCAUUGAAGCAAGUCCAUCAAAAGCUGCUUGAUGUCACCAAGCAAUACCAGAAUGAAGCCUACGACUACCCUCCCAAUAUCCGCGAAUCCUUUGGCGAUCUCGGCCGCAGCAUUUCGGAGAAGGUGACGCUCCUCUCCAAAGCUCACAAUGCAUCCGAAGCAGCAACCGCCUUCACUGCUCCUCCCUCGGCGAAGCCUCAGCCCAAGACAUUCAACCAUGCCAUUGCCCGAGCCUCGCUUGCAAGCUCCCAGAUGCUCAAACAGUCCAACACUUCAGGUACUGGCGAAGAUCCACUGGCAAAUGCCUUGGAGAAAUAUGCGCUUGCCGAAGAGAAAGUGGGCGAAGCUCGAUUGGCGCAGGACCAGGCCAUCCAGUCGCGGUUUCUUGCUGGAUGGAGUACGACGCUGAACACCAACAUUCAGUUCGCGACCAAGGCGAGGAAGGCAGUCGAGAAUAGCCGCUUGUUGUUGGACAGCACCAAGGCAGCCAAGAAAAGUCAAGUUCAGGGUCGCGGCAUGAAUCCGGACGAUGAGACCGCCUUGAGCGAGGAUGCUCGUGCCGAGAUCGAGGCCAAGGAAGACGAUUUUGUCUCGCAGGUGGAGGAAGCACAAGGCGUAAUGAAGAAUGUUCUGGACACGCCCGAACCGCUCCGCAACCUUGCAGACUUGAUUGCUGCGCAACUCGAGUACCAUAAGAAAGCAUACGAGAUCCUAUCCGAAUUGGCACCAGAGAUUGAUCAACUCCAGGUUGAGCAGGAGAGCAACUAUCGUAAAAGCAGAGAGGGUGCUUGA
Messenger RNA from Fonsecaea erecta, 957 nucleotides. RefSeq lists its product as hypothetical. The record is from RefSeq and is a predicted model, not a curated record. Lineage: Eukaryota; Fungi; Ascomycota; Eurotiomycetes; Chaetothyriales; Herpotrichiellaceae. The transcript is spliced from 5 exons. Bases 1 to 957 code for a protein of 318 amino acids.